Molecule: messenger RNA, 2570 nt
Organism: Meira miltonrushii
Lineage: Eukaryota; Fungi; Basidiomycota; Exobasidiomycetes; Exobasidiales; Brachybasidiaceae
Exons: 1
Coding region: 49-2250 (733 amino acids)
Biological process (GO): regulation of DNA-templated transcription
Molecular function (GO): DNA-binding transcription factor activity, RNA polymerase II-specific; zinc ion binding
Source: RefSeq, a predicted model, not a curated record
CACCAACACUUUUUCAUUAACGAUUAAUUGGAAAACAAUGAAGAGAUAAUGGAAGUGAAGAAGAAAUUAACCUUAUCUUGUUCGAAAUGUAGAAUUGCAAAAUUGAAAUGCGAUCGAAAGGAGCCAUGUACUGAAUGCGUAAAAAGAAAUCGUACUCAUUUAUGCGUAAAAGAUGAACGAUUACCGAGACGAAAGAGGACAAAGGUUGACCAUUCAUCGGAUGAUGUACAAGAGAAUUACGAGGAGAAAACUAUAGAAGUAUUAGAAGAUUACAUAUUCGAUGCUAAGAGCGAUACUUUAUCAGCCAAUGGGGACAUGAAUGAUAUUCAAACUCAACACCGGAACAAUGACGUCAAGCCUGAUAAGCACAAUCCAUAUUGGCAAAACCUAUCGAAUGACGGCAAGCGAGAGAGGGAGCAUUUAGAGCUCGUUGCAGAAAUCGCAGCUUCACUACCUAGCUUGGAGCUCAUCAAAGCAUUAACAGAAGUCUUUGUCACAAGGUGUCAAGCACCGAUUGGUAACGUUGUGCACACACCUACGCAUAUACUUCGAAUUGAAAGAUUAUGUGCAUGUAUUGACUCAAAUGAAUUCAGAGAGAAAAAGUACGCCAUCCUCGAAUCCUUCGGUAUGGAUACGUUGGCUUGCUUGCUAUUAUCAUUAAAGCUGGGAUUAGCAUUUCAUCCUUCUCCAAAAUUUUCCGGUUGGUCUCCCAGCGAAGAAGCACUGCAAGUAGAAAAAAUUCGGUCGUCUGGUGAACAUAGGAAAGAUGAAGAGUGGGGUAAACUUGCUCAAAGAUGUCUGAAGAGCGGUUUGGUACCAUUUACAGGAUCGAUUGCCAGCCUACAAGCAUGUAUCAUGAUACUCUUGGACGGACAGGAAGACAGAGCGACUUUGGACAACAUUCUCGCUUGUGCUAUUUCUGGUGCCCGAAGUUUAGGCUUGCACAAAUUGGGUAGAGCUGAGCUAGGACCUUUGAUAGGACAAGGCGGGUCCAGUAUGACUAUGCCUAAUCAUAUACGAACCGAGUUAGGAGUUCGAAUAUGGUGGGCUCUCUCAAUCCAUGAUUGGUCUCAUGCACAGGUGACUGGGCAGUUUACAAUCCAUCCCUCGGAAGUGUCUACCCGUAAGCCAUUACAUAUUAACGAUCAAGAUUUGAUAUCGGAGGCAUUAUCAUUCGAUGAUCAAGGCUACAUAGUGGAACAACCAAAGACGCAAUUUACAAUGCUUUCUUAUACGGUUUGUGUUAUAGGAAUUGCAAAACUGUUGCGGGACAUCCUUCAGAUGAGCAUUAGUUCAACAUCAUCAAGAAGUAUGGAGGAAAUUAGGAAGAAGUACGGAAAAAGAUAUGAAGCACUUCUUGCAGAUCUGCCGCCCUACUUUCGUCUUGGCAGUACGAUAGGCGUAGGCGUAACAAAUGGACUGGAACAAGCAGUACCAAUUCAUCGUUGGAUGAUCCAUCAACAAUUAUGGAGUUUACUUUUACGUUUUCAUAGAAAUUACCUUGCCAACUCAAUUGGUUCGCAACAUUCUGAAAUGUUGGCUUUGAAUAUUAUUGGAUCACAAGCACAAUUACAAUCGUCUUGCGUCGUUUGUGGAUCACUAACUGCGGGUAUAAGUCAAAUGUUAUAUGCAGCAGCGGUUCUUCUUUUCGAAUUGUUACGACGACGAAAAAGCAAUUCUAACGAUCGACUUGUCCGAUUAAUGAUAAGAGAUAAAGUUAGUUUGGCUAUCGAACUGUUGAGAGGACGAAUUGAUCAAGAUUACAAAGGUUAUGUUACAACACGAGGGAUUCGUCUUUUGGAAGCAUUGAUGGAAUUUGAAGAAGCUGAAGCAAAUAAUAAUGCGAGCGAUGGUCGGAUGUCUACAGAUCCUUUAAAGGAAAAAAUUACAAGGAUCAUCUCCUCCUUGCAAAAUCAGCCAAAGAAUACAAAUGACAUCAACCCUUUGAUUGAAACAAAUGCUUCCCAUACCCGACCUGUCAUCUCUGCGACAGAUUUAUUGAUGGAUAUGAAUGUCCUUCCCAUCACUACCGAAGAUCAGUUUAGCCAAAACUUUGACUUGGAUCAAUUUAUUGAUUCUUUCACCACUUCACAAAGUGAUAUUCCGGAAGAAGAUUUCGAAUUGGGUGAAUUUCUAAACAUGAUGACGGCAAGCCCUUUUUCGAGCUUUGAUACAAUGACGACCAGUUCGCUAGAUGCUCCAUCAACGUCUGCCGCUGCAAAUUCAUGUUUUACUCCGAUCUUUCAAUGAAUUCAAUGUGAGCACUCUUGUUCCUUAAUCUGUAUAUUUACUAUCUAUAGUUGUAUUGACAAUCACUCGGGAAGUUCAUCACGGAGUUUUCAUUGAAGCGCUGAGCGCCAGAAGUCGUUCAUCACUAGCGUCGGAGUAAUGCAUUAUGCUCCUAAAGAAUUGAAAGUCCGAAAGGCCGUUGAGGUAAAGUGCCUCGUGUUCCUGAUUGGUGUCCUAUAGGCGCCAACUAUAAGAUCGGUGCUGCUUCUACGCCAUUAUCCUAAUUGUAUAAAUACAGAUACUCUAGAUAUAUGUAGAAUCGUCUUUCAAUCAAUUUCAUC